CCAGGCCUCAGCGCCCCCUCGCCAUUUUCCAGCCGCGCUCGGACGUCGCGGGUCGCGGCCGGGGCGGCGGGGAGAGGCGGAGCCCGGAGAGCACUGCCCGGGCCGGCCCCGCGCGGGGCGGUCGCGGCCGUGACGGCGGCUCCCGGCUCGGCUCCCCUUCCUUCCCUAUCCCUCCUCCCGCCGGAGAUGAAGGGAAGAUGUCCGUGUCAGGGCUCAAGGCCGAGUUGAAGUUCCUGGCGUCCAUCUUCGACAAGAACCACGAACGAUUCCGCAUCGUCAGCUGGAAGCUAGACGAGCUGCACUGCCAGUUCUUGGUGCCGCCGCCGCCGGGCAGCCCGCACUCGCCGCCGCUGCUCACGUUGCACUGCAACAUCACGGAAUCUUACCCCUCUUCUUCACCAAUAUGGUUUGUGGAUUCCGAUGACCCAAAUCUGACCUCAGUUCUGGAGCGUCUAGAAGAUUCUAAGAACAACAGUUCGCUUCGUCAGCAAUUGAAGUGGUUGAUAUGUGAACUCUGCAGAUUAUAUAACCUUCCUAAGCACCUGGACGUUGAGACGCUAGAUCAACCACUACCCACGGGUCAGAAUGGGGCAACAGAGGAAGUUACUUCGGAAGAGGAGGAGGAGGAAGAGAUGGCCGAAGAUAUGUUAGACUUAGACCACUAUGACAUGAAGGAAGAGGAGCCUAUUAGUGGGAAACAGUCAGAGGACGAAGGAAUAGAAAAGGAGAACUUGGAAAUAUUAGAGAAAAUCAGGAAGACUCAGAGACAACACCAUCUAAAUGGUGCAGUGUCUGGGUCAGUGCAAGCCUCAGACAGACUCAUGAAGGAGCUCAGGGACAUAUACCGAUCGCAGAGUUACAAGUCAGGGAUUUACUCAGUGGAACUCAUAAAUGACAGUUUAUAUGACUGGCAUGUUAAACUGCAGAAGGUUGACCCUGAUAGCCCUCUGCACAGUGAUCUUCAGAUCUUAAAAGAAAAGGAAGGCAUAGAGUAUAUUUUGCUUAACUUCUCUUUUAAGGAUCAUUUUCCAUUUGAUCCUCCAUUUGUUCGCGUGGUGUUACCUGUUCUCUCAGGAGGGUAUGUGUUGGGUGGAGGAGCAUUGUGUAUGGAACUUCUCACAAAACAGGGCUGGAGCAGUGCCUACUCCAUAGAAUCGGUCAUCAUGCAGAUCAAUGCCACGUUAGUCAAGGGCAAAGCCAGAGUGCAGUUUGGAGCCAAUAAGAAUCAGUAUAACCUAGCAAGAGCCCAACAAUCCUAUAAUUCCAUUGUACAGAUACAUGAGAAGAACGGCUGGUACACCCCUCCAAAGGAAGAUGGCUAACUGUGUUGACUGUGCCAUGUGCGGACCACUGUUGCUUUCAAGAGAAGCUCUCCAACACGCACGGCCUGAGUGCCCCAUCACAGCAGCACUGAAGACGUUAGCUAGUAGAUGUUGUAGUGGGUAACUUGUCGCCUGACAUCCAGUCUAACUUACAGCCUUUCCACUUUGCUCAUCUUGGGGAUCUUGGGCUGAGCACUGGGGCCUUUCUUCCUCCUGACAGACACACACUGGCCACUCCUUGUCUCUUUCUUGAUGAGGGAAAUCCUUUCAGCAGACAAGCCAGCACCAGGUGACUCAAGUUGUCGCUCGACUUCCUAUUUUGAAAGCCAAUGGGUUACGAGGAUUCGCAACAUGUUGCUAUGUUUAGUCAAUGAAAUUUUAAUCAAUGCUCAGCAUUGGCUUAGAAAAAUCUUAGGUCCCCUAAACCAAAUAGCAUCUGUCAGGUUUAAAACUCUUUUUUAUAAUACUGCCAUAUUAAUUACAAGGGAUCUGAUUAAACCGUCAAAUGUUUUAAUGCCAUUUGGUGAUAUGAACUAUUGACUGAGGCCUGCUCUUGAGUGGGUGAUGUACCUCUUAGGCACGGAAAGCCAUGCCUAGCCAGUGCAGGCUGCAGCCAGCCCACCCUUCCACCCAUGCCGCAGUCUGCCUCUUGCUGGUUUCAUAUUUUUUUAAGAAGAACCACAGGAUAGAGCUUGAAGGUGUUUAAAAUAUGAAGUCAUUUUACCUUUCCAUUUUAUUAAUGGAUAUUGCAAUCAUUUCUAAACUAAUAAACCUAAAAGGUGAUUGGUGCGGAGAUGUGAGCAAGUGUGGCACCAAGAACAAAAAGAAAAGCUAAUUUGGACACUUUUUUUUGGCUGAAGUCAUAAUGAUGGUUUUUACAUCAAAAACUUUCAAUUCUGUAAGACCUGACACAGGUCAGAGUACUCCCAAAUCAGCCCCAUUUGGUUGGGAACUGAUUUUUUUUUUUAAUUCAUCCAAGUUUGAUUUAAAAGGAAAUUCUAGAGACUAUAAGCACUUUUUAAAAAAAACCCAAAAGCACAUAUUUUUUUUUCCUGCGCAACCCUGUUAAAGUUCAGAAGUGUUUCUUACGCGUUUUCUUUGCGAUUCGGUUGUGAACUUUGUAAAUCACACAGAGACUUUUCUGUUCUUAUGGGUGUGUAAUCUCUUCUUCCUUUUUUGGCUAAAAGGACCGUUCCAACGUCCAGGUUUUCUGGCCUCCUUGUCCCCUUGUUUACAUUUAUAUAAAGGUCUGACUGCAGGCCGAGUGCUUUAAAGCAUUACUGUCCCUGAUUCCUACGGCUGAAUCUUGAAUACAUUAUCGAAUUAUUUCAUAUCCAGUGGCUAGCAGAUGGGCAGCUGCACACUUGGCAUGCUUUGUGGUUUUUAUUUUUAGAUUUUUAAAAAAUUUUCAUUGCAGACUUAUUUGGCAAUGUACAGUUAAAUCUUGUUAAACUUGCAUCAAGUUUAUAAAUAAAGAGUCAUUGA
Messenger RNA from Ochotona curzoniae (black-lipped pika), 2807 nucleotides. It is a transcript of the gene UBE2Q2, whose product is annotated as ubiquitin conjugating enzyme E2 Q2. The record is from RefSeq and is a predicted model, not a curated record. The coding region runs from base 198 to 1322 and encodes 374 amino acids. The transcript is spliced from 13 exons. Lineage: Eukaryota; Metazoa; Chordata; Mammalia; Lagomorpha; Ochotonidae. Gene Ontology annotation, molecular function: protein binding.